GGCAAAUAGUGAGUUAGUGAGUUGUCCACGUGAUCUCAUUGCGCAUAAAAAAUUUAUCUCCGGUUAUUGUGACAGAUUGGGAAUAGAGGUUAUUCACAUUCGAUAUAUCUUUAUAAACACUUAUUAUUCGUCUCGAAUUCUUAGAGAAAAUAAUUAUAUGAACUUUAUAAUACCGAAUACUUUUUCAAAAUGUUUCCGAUAACAAGGAUUCGUAUUAAAUCUACGAUUUUAUCGCAAUGGUCUUUAGGCUGUACUAGGUUAAUGUCCGCUGACAAAACGGAUGGAAAAGAAAGUCAACGAUUAAAGGAAUUUCGAAAAAAACUUCGUGAAAAAACUCCCAUCGAGAAACUAGAGGAGCUUGAAGAGGGAAAACAUCCGUAUCAAGAAAAAGAGCCGCUAGAAGCCUUUCCUGACAACAUAAAUCCAAAAACAGGUGAAGUUGGUGGUCCAAGAGGACCGGAGCCAACACGUUAUGGAGAUUGGGAGAGAAAGGGCAGAGUAUCAGAUUUCUAAUAAAUGAUAUUAUUAUUUUAGUAAUUGUCAAAAUGAUGGAUUUAAAAAUCUCAAAAGUGUAAUUCUUUAUUAUUAAUUAAAAACAUAUUUCUCAAACCUA
Molecule: messenger RNA, 613 nt
Organism: Venturia canescens
Lineage: Eukaryota; Metazoa; Arthropoda; Insecta; Hymenoptera; Ichneumonidae
Product: succinate dehydrogenase assembly factor 4, mitochondrial-like
Exons: 3
Coding region: 190-513 (107 amino acids)
Biological process (GO): mitochondrial respiratory chain complex II assembly
Cellular component (GO): mitochondrion
Source: RefSeq, a predicted model, not a curated record